Molecule: messenger RNA, 3510 nt
Organism: Prunus armeniaca (apricot)
Lineage: Eukaryota; Viridiplantae; Streptophyta; Magnoliopsida; Rosales; Rosaceae
Source: the annotation of a GenBank genome assembly
AUGGAUCUAGACACCACUCAAUUAUUAGGAACUCCUUCCCCUUCUUCUUCUUCUUCUUCUUCUUUCACCAAUUCAUGGACCCACGAUGUGUUUCUCAGCUUUAGAGGUGAGGACACACGCUACAAUUUCACAGACCAUCUGCACAAAAAUUUGGUCCAGAGGGGCAUCAGAACCUUCAUAGAUGAUGAGCUCUCAAGAGGAGAAGAAAUAUCACAAACACUUGUCGAUGCAAUUGAAGGAUCGAGGUGUUCUGUCGUCGUAUUCUCUGAAAAUUAUGCAUCCUCGAAGUGGUGCUUGGAUGAACUCGCUCAUAUCAUGCAAUGUAGAAAUUCGAAACAACAAAUGGUUUGGCCAGUUUUCUACAAAGUGGAUCCCUCGGAUGUACGGAAUCAAAGAGGUAGUUAUGGUGAGGCACUUGCUAACCAUGAACGCAAAUUCGAAGACGAGAAACUUACAAACCAUGAUGAAAGAAAAUUCCAAGACAAUAUGAAGAAGGUUCUGAGAUGGAAGGAAGCUCUUACAAAAGCUGCACACUUGUCUGGGUCGCAUUACUUGGAGGGCCGUGAAGCUGAAUUUAUUCAGAACAUUGUCAACGAGAUUUCCUUACAAGUAUUAAAUGAUACCCAUAUCAAUGUGGCAAAAUACCAAAUCGGAAUAGAGGCUCGUGUACGAGAUCUUCAUAAAGUUUUAGAUGUUGACGGAAAUGAUGUUCGCAUGGUAGGAAUAUGGGGGAAUGGUGGAAUAGGAAAGACAACUGUUGCUAAAGCUGUUUAUAACUCACUGGCCCAUGUGUUUGAAGGGAGUUGUUUUCUGGAAAAUGUAAGAGAAAGAUCAAUACCAUAUGGAGGCCUAGUCGACCUACAAAAUCUUCUUCUUUAUGAGAUUCUAAGGGGAAAGGAAAUAAAGGUUACCAGUGCCGAUAAAGGAAUCAGUGUGAUAAAGGAAAGGUUGAGUUGUAAAAAGGUCCUUGUAAUUGUAGAUGAUGUGGAUCAUUUGGACCAGUUAAACAACUUAGUUGGAGGUUGUGAUUGGUUUGGUUUGGGCAGUAGAAUCAUCAUAACGACAAGAGAUAAGCAUUUGCUAACUUCUCAUCAAGUUAGUAUAAUAUACAAGGCCAAGAAAUUAAACUUUGGUGAAUCUCUUGAUCUCUUCAUUAGUUGGAAUGGUGGGAGGAAUAAAAAUUUGGAUGAUGAUUAUGUGAAAGCUGCAGAAACUGUGGUGAAGUAUGCUCAAGGUCUUCCUUUAGCUCUCAAGGUUUUAGGUUCUCAUCUAUGUGGUAGAAGUACAGAUGAGUGGCAUGAUGCAUUGGAUGGGAAUCUGCACUCGGACAUUAAAAAAACUCUCAAAAUAAGUUAUGAUGCAUUGGAAUAUUCGGUUCAAGAAGUUUUCCUUGACAUAGCAUGUUUCUUUAAAGGUAGAAAGGUGUACGAUGUGAUACCGAUCCUGGAAGGUUGUGACCUCAAGCCUAAGUAUGCUAUUAAAGUACUCGUAGACAAGGCCCUCAUAAAUACUGAACAAGGCAUAAUUGAGAUGCAUGACUUGCUUGAAGAAUUUGGUAGAGGAAUAGUUUAUCAAGAGUCGCCAAAUGAGCCUGGUGAACGUAGCAGAUUGUGGUUUCACGAGGAUGUUUAUCGUGUUCUAACAGAAGGAACAGGAACAAACAAUAUUAAAGGCAUCAUAGCAAAGUUUCCAACACCAGAUGACAUAUGCUUGAGUGGUGACAGCUUCUCAAAGAUGAAAAACCUUCAACUUUUCAUCAAUGUGAAUGCUCGAUUUUUUGGUGAUCACGUGGAUUAUCUAUCUAAUGAGUUGAGGUUUCUUCAUUGGCCUGAUUGUCCUCUACAAACUUUACCAUCUACUUUCAAUCCAAGGAAACUUGUUGAACUUCAUAUGCCUUGUAGCCGCUUAUCGCAACUUGGGGAGGGAUUCAAGCGUUUGCAAAAUUUGACGUCCAUGAAUUUUGAGAGCUGUGAAUUCCUAACAAAAACCCCAAAUAUCUCUGGAAUUCCAAACUUACAGUCCCUGAAUCUAGGCUACUGCACAAGUUUAGUUGAGGUUCAUCCUUCUGUUGGAUUGCAUGAUAAGCUUGUGGACUUGAGUCUUAAGAGUUGCCAUAACCUCACACUAUUUCCAAUAAUCAAGUCAAAAUCUCUAGAAUUUCUCAAUCUUCAAGAUUGCAGAAGACUGGAGACUUUCCCUGAAAUUGGGGGAAAGAUGGAUUCCUUACGUCACAUGUUUCUACGUGGUAGUGGCAUCAAAGAAUUGCCUGCGUCAAUUGCAUAUUUUAUCAGUCUUGAAUAUUUAGACAUAAGCAUUUGUGAAAAUCUUACGAAUCUGCCACCCAGCAUUUAUGAGUUGGAACAUCCAAACCACAUUUGUCUCCAAGGAAGUCGAAAGCUUGUUACAUUUCCAAAUAAAGUGAAGUCUGAAGUUUUGGGGAGUGCAGUAUCACAUCCUUUAGCGCUUCCCAGUCUUGAGGAAUUCAUUUUGGAAGGAAGCAAUUUAUCAGAAUUUAAUUUCCUCUGGAAUCUUGAUUGUGUGUCUACAUUGAGCGUACUUGAUCUAAUACGAUGUGAUUUCCUUGUAAGUAUUCCCGAAUGCAUUACGAAAUUUGUCAAUUUGCGGGAGCUUUACUUGAAUGGCUGCAAGAGGCUUCGAGAUAUUCCGGAACUUCCACCAAAAAUAGUAAAGUUAGACGCGAGUGAUUGUGUAUCAUUGGAAAGGUUUUCAUCAUUGUCCCACAUUCUGAAAGGUAAAAAAGACUUACAAAUGAUUGAGUUGGUGGACUUGUGUAAUUGCCACAGACUGUGCCGCAAUCUGACUCUUGACCUCACAAAGAAGCAAAACAUUUUAUCAAAGGAGCAGAUCACACUCUUCUUUGAUCAACUUCUGUCUUCACGGAAACAUGGAUUUCAGGUUGUAUUUCCAGCAAGUUUUGAAGCCCUCUCGACGUUGUUCAGGUGUCAUAAGGAUGUGAAGGAGCAUGAUAACGCAUGUGAACUUUUGAUUGAAAUCCCUCCAAACUUCAAAUGCAAGAACCAAGGAUUGGCUCUUUACGCUGCUUUUGAAAACCCGCAAAAUAUAAUACCUUGCGAGGAUAUUUUUACAAAAAUUUCCGUCAAUCAACCAGGAGUGGAACCUUAUUUUACUGAGUUCUAUCUCCCUUUGAUAAAGAUAAGGAAAGGUCAUGUGUGGCUGUGCUAUAUUCAAUUCAGAGAAAUGUUUUAUCGGGAUGAUCAGAUUACCUGGCCGCAGUCGCCUUUUGUGUGUCGAGUUAAGUUUAAGUAUUUGAUACAAUAUUUUAAAAGCGUCGGGGUCCACCUGGUAAUGACACAGGAUGAUGAAGACCUGUCUAUAUUUACGGAAGAUGGUGAGUCUGAAUCCGAUGACUUGGAAGAUGCUAAGGAGAGGCUUGAUGGAGAUAAUUGUAUUGAUCUAUGUGAAGAUGAGCAAGACUCGGAACAUGACUACUUCAGCUGUGAAGAUAAUGAAGAUGGCUACUUUUACUGA